AUGGAGUCGGAUUGGACGUUUCUGCCUGGAGAAGUGGCCUCCAAUCACACCACACCAGGUGUCUCCCACCACAUGCCUUCGGCUAUGAAGAAGCUCCCGGACCCACCUCCCAUGGAACAAUUCUCCGACGAACAAUUUUUGCUCCAUCAGAUCGACGAGUCCCACCUACAGACAGAAUUUGAUUUGGACGGAAUCGACUUCAUUGUGCCUGAGGACUUAGGCGCAAAUUCCAAGGCAUUUCCCCCGUCAGCAUUUCCUGAGAACACCCCGGCUUUGAUGCCCAAGUCCAACCAACUCCCGCUUCAGCUGCCCAUUCUCCCGAGCCAAAAUGAACGUUCCUAUAACGAGGAGCAUUUCAUUCAGCGCCAGAGACGCUCCAAGACAGACCAACUGCUUCCGGCAACUCAACGCCUGCUGCACCGCCACUCUCUGCAACUGCAUCAGCAGCAUGUACGCCCUGAUGCUGUUUUCACGCCGUUGGUGCUGCCCGCCGUCACCCCUAUGGACCUGGAGGUCAACUCCAACAAGCAGCCCUACAAUGCCGUUCAAACGUCGUUUGAGCCGCUCACGUCACCGGCUCUAGCUGCUCAGCAAGCAUCCAUGGGCGCAGACCGUCGCCGGUCGCUGUCAGCAACCUUCGGUGCUGACGAUUAUUCGUCGAGUCUGGCCAAGCGCAGAACUCCACAUCUGACACCCAAUCUAGCUGCACAUCCGGGUCUGAAAAUGAAGCGAUCACCAUCUUUAAGGAAGGUUCCGCAACUGUUCGAGGCGUUGCCAGACUCUUCUUUUGAGGGCAAUACCAAAAGCUCAGAGACGACACCAAUGUUGCCACCCCAAAGCAAGAGAAUCGUCAUCGAUGGCCAGAUCAACGAUUCCAACACUCCCAACAUGCCGCCUGCUACAAUGAUGGGCUUCACCAUGAACAGGUUGGCCGAGCUGCAAAGCAACCGGUCGUCAAGCCCGUCUCCGUCGCUCACUCCCAAUUCCUCCAAAUUGCCUCGCAAAUUGCGAAGAGAUUCGAGUUCGUCGGUGAAGUCGGCCGGAAACACAUUUAAAGGCGGCGAUAGCUCGCUGUCUGAGACUUCGCCCGUCAUUGAGGCACAAAAUGGUGACUACGGGGGAAGAAGAGAAAAACCCACCACCAAAAAGGCUUCUCACAAGUUGGCUGAACAAGGACGACGGAACCGAAUGAACCAGGCGGUCUACGAGCUCUCUAAAUUAAUUCCCAACGAUUAUCACGAGCAGGUAUCUAUUCCGUCCAAGGCUACCACCGUGGAAUUGGCUGCUACCUACAUUCGGAGACUUUUGGAUGAGAUAGACGAGCUUAGGAAAGGUAGAAGAUAA
Sungouiella intermedia is the source of this 1344-nucleotide messenger RNA. The record is from the annotation of a GenBank genome assembly. NCBI's taxonomy places the organism in Eukaryota, Fungi, Ascomycota, Pichiomycetes, Serinales, Metschnikowiaceae.